UUCGCAUUGAAAAGGGUGAGGGAUGGGAGAUACAGAAACCAGAGAGAGAUAGAGAAACGCCUUUCUCUCUCAAAAAUAAAAAUUCAAAUAAAAAAAUACAAAUAACAGUAUUUGCUAUAUUCGCGUAUACAUCUUUGUUGAUACCGGAUCCCGUUAAGCUAUAGCGCCAUGGCUACCGACACCUUCACCAACAGAAACGCCAUUUUCCGCAAGCUCAGAGCCAAGUCCGAUAAUAAGAUGUGUUUCGAUUGCAACGCGAAGAAUCCGACUUGGGCGUCGGUUACGUAUGGGAUCUUCCUGUGCAUUGAUUGUUCGGGGGUUCAUCGAAGCCUUGGCGUGCACAUCAGCUUCGUAAGGUCAACAAAUAUGGAUUCUUGGACACCUGAGCAGUUGAAGAUGAUGUUAUUUGGCGGAAAUAAUCGUGCUCAAGUUUUUUUCAAGCAGCAUGGAUGGAGUGAUGGAGGCAAGAUUGAGGCCAAAUAUACCUCAAGAGCUGCUGAGUUAUACAAGCAAUUACUUGCUAAAUAAGUUGCAAAAAACAAUGCAGAAGAGUCAGGCUUACCUUCCUCGCCUGUUGCUUCCCAGUCAUCCCAACCUUCUAAUGGAUUUUCUGAUGUAAAAGUCGCUGAAGAGUCCAAUGGAAUUCUUCAAAUGACACAUUCAAAGAAAGCCAAUCUCUAAAAAAUGGAACACCGGAGUCUUCUUCUUCUUCACCCAGGGCCUCUCAAGCAGUUGCAACAAUUUAUGUCAAGAAGACUCUUGGUGCAAAGAAAACUGGGAAGACUGGUGGACUAGGGGCGAAGAAACUCACUAGCAAGCCUAGUGAAAGCCUUUACAGUCAGAAGCCUGAAGAACCUCCUGUACAAGUUUCUUCUGCCAAAUCUUCAACCAGCAGCACUCCUGCAGUUGGUGCAUCAUUUACAUCUCGAUUUGAGUAUACUGAAAAUAGCCAACCUACUGAGCUGAGUUCUGGAGACACUCGUAUUAUUAACCAUGUAUCAGCCCCAAAGUCAUCCAAUUUCUUUGCUGAAUACGGCAUGGACAACGGCUUCCCUAAGAAAAGUAGUUCAAAUUCAUUAAAAGUCCAAGUAAGAGAAAUCUAAUUCACCAACUUAAAAGUAGAAUAUAAACUUGCUAAUUUUUUGUGGACACUGGGGCAACUGGUUAAUCGUUUCCCUACUAUCACUUUUGGUAUAAUGGACAUCGCCAAUCUCCUUAUCUGGACAAAGGGCUUAGUAGAUUCAUUCACAUAGUUUAUUCUCUUUCAGUUGUUGUCAAAUUCCUUUGCGGUCUAAAGCAUAUUUUACUUCUCA
Salvia splendens (bonfire salvia) is the source of this 1313-nucleotide messenger RNA. RefSeq names its product probable ADP-ribosylation factor GTPase-activating protein AGD9. Lineage: Eukaryota; Viridiplantae; Streptophyta; Magnoliopsida; Lamiales; Lamiaceae. The record is from RefSeq and is a predicted model, not a curated record. Gene Ontology annotation, molecular function: GTPase activator activity. Bases 169 to 528 code for a protein of 119 amino acids. The transcript has 4 exons. Gene Ontology annotation, biological process: COPI coating of Golgi vesicle.